Messenger RNA from Notothenia coriiceps (black rockcod), 524 nucleotides. Its product is annotated as transmembrane 4 L6 family member 4-like. The transcript has 2 exons. The annotation marks the transcript as partial. Lineage: Eukaryota; Metazoa; Chordata; Actinopteri; Perciformes; Nototheniidae. Gene Ontology annotation, cellular component: membrane. The record is from RefSeq and is a predicted model, not a curated record.
UUAUCAGCUUCUCAUUACGCCUCCCAAACCCAUCCCUCCCAGUAUUUAGUUUAUGCGCCCACUGCAAACACAUUUCCGUCUUUGGGUCAGUUUCUGUCAGAACCUCCCUCUGAAAGCAGCUCAAACUUUGCUGAGUUAUUUUUCCACUCUGACAACAUGUGCACUGGAAAAUGUUCCCGUUGCGUUGCCGUGACUCUGUAUCCAUUGGCAUUUAUAUCCAUCAUCUGUAACAUCGUGCUGUUUUUUCCCGGCGGGGACGUGAAGUACGCCCAAGAUGGACACAUUACUGAGGAGGUGAAGUACAUGGGGGGACUCAUCGGAGGAGGAAUAAUGGUGCUGCUCCCUGCGCUGUACAUCCACCUAACGGGGACGCAGGGCUGCUGUGGGAACCGCUGCGGGGUGAGUCUGAAAACACUGUUUCAGGAGUUCAGUGAAAAACGAGUGACGAAUGCUGGGUGUUUCUCAAUCUUGAGUAAAGCUGCUGCAGAGCCACUAUUUCAAGCAUACUACGUCAUCGAGUGCCA